GAGGCCAAAGUGCUGGAGAAAACAAAAACCAAAGCUGAACCAAGGACUUUAAGAUAUCACUUGGAUCAAGAGACUUGGAUAAAACAGGAGAUUAAUGCUGAAGAGCUUGGGGAAUCAGGAAGUCCACAUUUCAGCUGAAAUUAACAAUUCAUUCCUAAAUUUACUGAAAUACCCUUGAACAAUGCUCUUGCAAGUAUUUUGCAUUGUUGUGCUGGCCACAUUGUGCGUGAGGACAACUGACCCUGACCAGUGCAGAUGUGAAGAUAGAAUGCAUACUUGCAUUGUCCGUGAUGGAACUCCUGGAGUUAAUGGAUUACCUGGGAGAGAUGGGUUGCCAGGACCUAUAGGUGAAAGGGGAGAGCAAGGAUUGCAAGGGAUUCAGGGUCCCCCAGGGAAAGCCGGGCCUCCUGGGCAAAAAGGAGAUUGUGCUCCCUUAGGAGAGAGCGGAUCAAGUGAAAGUAAGCAUAUUGAGCUUGAACAGCUUAAAACUCAGAUGAAGGAAUUGCAAAUACAACUGCAGGCUUUGCACGAAGAAGUUAACAAAACCAAGAAAGCUCUGUGUAAUCCUCCUGGUGUAAGAGUUGGUGAAAAGAUAUUCACCGCAGACGGCUCCAAAGGCACCUAUGAUUUUGCAAAACUCAGUUGCGUGCAGAAGAGUGGCAUGCUCGCAUCUCCAAGGAAUGCUGCUGAGAACAGGGGUGUGCAGCAAAUUGUGGGGUUGCAUAAGAAACAUGCAGUCCUUGGCAUAAAUGAUAAAGAAAAAGAAGGUACAUACAAGUAUCCGAAUGGAGAAACAAUAGGAUUUACAAACUGGAAUGAAGGUGAACCCAAUAAUCUUAGUCAAGAGGACUGUGUAGAGAUAUUUGAAAAUGGAUUGUGGAAUGACGUUGCAUGUAGCACUGAAUAUCUAAUAGUUUGUGAAUAUGAAUCCAGAUGUGAUUGAGAGGAUUCCUUAGUAUGGCAUUUUACAUAUGUUAAUUUUAACUUUCAGACAACUAUAGAAUUUAUAGUCGAUUAACCUUCUGUUAAGGUCUAACUGAUGAAUUAGUUGUAUUUAUAUUUAAAUAAAUGUGUGUAUGACUCAACAUUUAGUAGAAGGCUCUUUUUGAAUUCUGAGAUAACAAAAUCUAGCAACUAUUGUUGG
Messenger RNA from Elgaria multicarinata webbii, 1144 nucleotides. Its product is annotated as mannose-binding protein C-like. The transcript has 6 exons. The record is from RefSeq and is a predicted model, not a curated record. NCBI's taxonomy places the organism in Eukaryota, Metazoa, Chordata, Lepidosauria, Squamata, Anguidae. The coding region runs from base 182 to 943 and encodes 253 amino acids.